AUGCCUCGUGGUCAGAAGAGUAAACACCGUGCUCGGGAAAAACACCAUCAGGCCCGUGAAGAGACUGAAGAUCUGCUGGGUGCCCAGGCUACUGUAUCAGAGGAAGAUGAAAAGCCCUCCUCCUCUGCUAGUUUCAAGGGUAUUCCCUAUGGUUCACUUGCUGAGACAGUUAGCAAUCUCCAAGGUUCUAGGAGAACUCCAUCCACAACCACUAAGGCUACAUCUAUUGCAUACACAAGACCUAAUGAAGGUUCAAACAUCCAAGUGAAGGAGAAGGAAAGAUUCACACAAGACCCAGAAGCCAAUGAGAACUUCCCCAAAGGCCCUCUAAAUGAGAAGGUAGUGAUAUUGGUACAUUACCUGCUACACAAGUAUCAAAUGAAAGAGCCUAUUACAAAAGUAGAAAUGCUGAAAAAAGUAAUCCAAAUUCACAAGAACCACAUCCCUGAGGUCUUGAGAAGAGUUUCAGAGCACCUAGAGUUGGUAUUUGGCCUUGAUAUGAAAGAAGUUGAUCCUAACAGGCACAUCUAUGUCCUAAUCAACAAACUGCAAACAAGCUCUGAUGCAAGGCUGAGUGAUGACAGAAGAGUGCCCAAGACUGGCCUGCUGAUGACUAUCCUGGGUGUGAUCUUCACAAAGGGCAACUGUGCCACUGAGGAACAAGUCUGGGAAGUGCUAAAUAUGAUGGGCUUCUAUGAGGGGAGAGAACAUUUCAUUUUUGGGGAGCCUAGGAAGCUCAUCACCAAAGACCUAGUGAAAGAAAAAUAUUUGGAGUACCAGCAAGUGGCCAACAGUGAUCCUCCACGUUACCAAUUCCUGUGGGGCCCAAGAGCCCAUGCUGAAACCACCAAAAUGAAAGUCCUCGAGUUUUUGGCCAAGAUCCAUGAAACUGUUCCUAUGGCCUUCCCAUCCUUGUAUGAGGAGGCAUUGAUAGAUGAGGAAGAAAGAACCAGUGCAAGAAUUGCAGCCAGGGCUCGCAUUAGUGCAAUGGCCAAUGCAUGUUUCAAGGCCAUGCCCAGCCACUCCACUCACCCCUAG
Molecule: messenger RNA, 1038 nt
Organism: Castor canadensis (American beaver)
Lineage: Eukaryota; Metazoa; Chordata; Mammalia; Rodentia; Castoridae
Product: melanoma-associated antigen B10-like
Biological process (GO): negative regulation of transcription by RNA polymerase II
Cellular component (GO): nucleus
Source: RefSeq, a predicted model, not a curated record